AUGCACAGACUGGAUUUCAGAAAGUGCCGUCUUCAUUUGACACCUUUUGGCAAUUACAUUCACAAUCAGAGCUACAAUGGUGGUCGAACGAAGCUUCACUCGAAUCUGCUUUUGGGAGAUUUGUCUAAAUUCGGUCGGGUCGAGGAAGCCCGCCAAUUGUUCGACAAAAUGCCUGAGAAGGACGAGUUUACCUGGAACACUAUGAUCGUUGCUUACUCCGUCUCGGGGAGACUCGCUGAUGCGGAAAAGCUUUUCCGUAGAAACCCAGUGAAGAACACAAUCUCCUGGAACGCUCUAAUCUCUGGUUAUUGCAAGCAUGGAAGUGAAGAUGAAGCUUUCGGUUUGUUUUGGGAAAUGCAGUUUGACGGAAGAAGAAGCCCUAACGAGUACAGUUUCGGUAGUCUCAUUAGGAUGUGUGCUUCCCUUGGUUUACUUCUGAGAGGUGAACAGAUUCAUGGGUGUACAGUGAAAACCGGUUUUGAUUUGGAUGUUGGUGUGGUUAAUGGCCUUCUCGCUAUGUAUGCACAAUGCAAACGCAUCUCCGAAGCUGAAUAUCUCUUUGUGACAACGCCGUUAGGUCAAAGAAACAACGUUACUUGGACUUCGAUGCUCACUGGCUACUCUAAGAACGGUUUUCCUUACAAGGCGAUUGAGUGUUUUAGGGAUAUGACGAGACAAGGAAACAAUUCGAAUCAGUUUACGUUUCCUAGCGUUUUGACUGCUUGUGCUUCGGUUCUUGCUCGCAGGGUUGGAGCUCAGGUUCAUGGCUGCAUAGUUAAGAGUGGUUUCAAGAGUAAUAUCUUUGUUCAGAGCGCGUUGCUUGCUAUGUACGCUAAAUGCAGAGACUUGGUGACUGCAAGAGGUUUGUUAGAAGGUAUGGAUGUUGAUGAUGUGGUUUCGUGGAACUCGAUGAUUGUUGAGUGUGUUAGAGAAGGUCUUGAAGAAGAAGCUCUGUCUUUGUUCGGGAAAAUGCAUGAGCGAGAUAUGGAGAUAGAUGAGUUCACAAUCCCUUCUGCUUUAAACUGUUUCGCUUCUUCGUCUAGGAUAGGGAUUGAGGUAGCUUCUUCUGUGCAUUGUCUGAUUGUGAAGACUGGAUAUGGAGCUUACAAGCCUGUGAACAACGCUCUUGUGGAUAUGUAUGCUAAAAGAGGAGUCAUGGACUCGGCGUUGAAAGUGUUUGAAGGGAUGGUUGAGAAAGAUGUGAUCUCUUGGACGGCUCUUGUCACUGGAAACACACAUAACGGAUGUUAUGAAGAAGCGUUGAAGCUCUUCUGUGACAUGAGAGCUGGAGGCGUUUCUCCUGAUCAGUUUGUUACAGCGAGCGUAUUAAGCGCCUCGGCGGAGUUAACUCUUCUGGAGUUUGGGAAACAGGUACACGGGAACCACAUUAAGUCUGGCUUCCCGCCAUCUUUGUCAGUGGAUAACUCUCUUGUGACAAUGUACACAAAGUGUGGAAGCUUAGAAGAUGCAGAUGUGAUAUUCAACUCUAUGGAAAUCAGGGAUUUGAUAACAUGGACUGCUCUUAUUGUUGGUUAUGCGAAAAACGGCAAAGCUAAGGAAUCUCUACAGUCAUACAGUCUGAUGGUAGCUAGUGGCAUAAGACCGGAUUAUAUAACCUUUAUUGGGUUGCUAUUUGCUUGCAGCCAUGCCGGUCUCAUAGAAGAAGCUGAACGAUACUUUGAUGCGAUGAGAACAGUUUAUGGAAUCACACCAGGAGCUGAACACUAUGCUUGUAUGAUUGAUCUCUUUGGUAGAUCAGGUGAUUUCGACAAAGCAGAGGAGUUGCUGAAUCAGAUGGAGGUUGAGCCAGAUGCAACUGUAUGGAAAGCGAUUCUGGCUGCAAGUAGGAAACAUGGGAAUAUAGAAAACGGAGAAAGAGCAGCGAAGAAUCUCAUGGAACUGGAACCGAACAAUGCUGUUCCUUAUGUUCUGUUAUCAAACAUGUAUUCUGCAGCGGGAAGACAAGAGGAAGCUGCAAAUGUUCGUAGACUGAUGAAAUCUCGUAAUAUAAGCAAAGAGCCAGGUUGCAGUUGGGUUGAAGGGAAAGGUAAAGUUGAUAGCUUUAUGUCAGAAGAUAGAAGGCAUCCGAGAAUGGGUGAGAUAUAUUCAAAGGUUGAUGAAAUGAUGCUUUUGAUUAAAGAAGCUGGUUACUCACCGGAUAUGAGUUUCGCUCUCCAUGAUUUGGAUAAGGAAGGCAAAGAGCUUGGUUUGGCUUACCAUAGUGAGAAACUAGCUGUUGCGUUUGGUCUUCUUGCUGUACCAUCUGGAGCUCCGAUCCGGAUCAUCAAGAACCUGCGGGUUUGUGGGGAUUGCCACAAUGCAAUGAAGUACAUAUCGAGAGUAUAUCUGCGGCAUAUCAUCUUAAGAGACUCUAACUGCUUUCAUCAUUUUAGAGAUGGAAAGUGUUCUUGCGGAGACUAUUGGUAA
This is a messenger RNA of Microthlaspi erraticum, 2427 nucleotides long. NCBI's taxonomy places the organism in Eukaryota, Viridiplantae, Streptophyta, Magnoliopsida, Brassicales, Brassicaceae. The record is from the annotation of a GenBank genome assembly.